This is a messenger RNA of Drosophila sulfurigaster albostrigata, 1309 nucleotides long. RefSeq lists its product as uncharacterized. The record is from RefSeq and is a predicted model, not a curated record. The transcript is spliced from 3 exons. Lineage: Eukaryota; Metazoa; Arthropoda; Insecta; Diptera; Drosophilidae. Bases 293 to 1255 code for a protein of 320 amino acids.
UGUAUUCAGCGCGCUCUCCGCCAUAUCUUUCAUUCAUAUUUUCAAAAAUGAGCGGCGAAAACAUUGGCACUAAAUUUAGAAGAUCGGACGCGACACGCGCCCCUGUCGCAUAUUUAUAAACAUUUUCAUUUCAUAAAUACACGAAUGUCUGUGUAUUCGUAUUUAUGUUCGUACUCCCACAAUGUCAGCUACGUUUUAUGCUCUCAUUUGGGCCCAAACAUCCAUCCAUCUGUCAGUUGUCAUUGUGGCCUCGCAAACAACGGAACAGAGUCAUUAAAAUUGCUAACUGGAGAUGCCCAAGUGGUUAUUGUGCAUGGUAUGUUGUCUGCUACUCAUAGCCUCAUCUCUGGCCAUCGAUGAGCUAGAACCAAAUGUAGAUGGAACUGAAGAAACCACCGACAAGCUGCCCAGCGUGGUGCAGAGAGCUGUGUGCACCGUCAACGCCGGCGAGGUCAAGGCAUCUGCUGAAGCGGUUACCACAAAGACUCUGAAAGGAGUCUGCGGAUCAGAUGAAAUGAAUCUCGCAUUUCGCAAUCUGGAGGAGAAGUUGUACGGUGAAUUGCGGGAAAUCAAGGAAUUACUGAAGAAACUAGCGGAUGUCCAAGAGGAACAGGAUGGCAACGCCAUUCCAAUUGUGCCUGCACCCAGCAUCGUUAAGCCUCUAACUCUGAAGCGCUUUAAGUUUGAGCAGAUCACUGUGAAGCCCAACCAAGAGAUUGCAUCUAAAAAACUUCAACCACUGCUGAAGCAACUAGAGAGUGCGCCAGAGCGGGAGGAAGAAGUGGAUAAAUUCAAUAAUACUAUGCUGGCUGAUGAGGACUUUAAAUUGUUUACGUAUUACUGGAAGCUGGAGAACAUUACGGAGCACUUUGCGAAUGUAUCGACGGAGUCAAUGAAGAGUCCCAUCUUCAGCAUUCGAGGUCGCACAGUUCAGCUGCAGUGCACGUUCCAGCAUUUACAUCGUGAUAUGAUAAAUUUGCAGUUAACACAGGCAUAUCCAUCCAAAUCGAAGGAGAACAAUAUUAUAUUGGAUAUGGGCGGGCAUUUGAAGCAUUUGAAGUGGGCUGAGCAUGAGACAUUGAAGCAUAAAAUUUCGUUGCUCGAUCAGAGUCAGACCCAUCGGCGUACUCAGGAUCUUAGCUCGCAGGAACUGACCAAGCUCGACAUGGGAUUCUCCAUACCGAAUAGCGCGCUCUUGGGCAGCAAUUAUGUGCGUCACAACUCACUGCUAAUACAAGUUAUUUUAUAUUUGUGAUUGGGAUUCUAUAUAAUCAAAACUGUUAUUUAAAAUUAAUGAAAGCAACCAAAA